Hyaloscypha bicolor E is the source of this 992-nucleotide messenger RNA. RefSeq lists its product as uncharacterized. The coding region runs from base 1 to 951 and encodes 316 amino acids. The record is from RefSeq and is a predicted model, not a curated record. Lineage: Eukaryota; Fungi; Ascomycota; Leotiomycetes; Helotiales; Hyaloscyphaceae. The transcript is spliced from 4 exons.
AUGACGUUCUCCUUAAGCAGCGAGGAAGUGCUUUCAGAUUCAGCAUACGAGCCAGCUACAUCUCAUCCAUCUACUCCGCUGGGAUUCCUAGAGCAGAGUGCUUUGGUACUUGUAGCUGGCGGCGAGAAGACGAAGAAGAAAAGAAGAGAAACCGGUCUGCCGUUGCCAUUUCUCAGAUUUCCGAGCGGAAGAGUUGAUGAAGAUGUCGAGAAAAUCGGAGACGAUGUCAACCAGCUACUACAUCUUGGAGGGACGAUCAGAAAUCAAGUCGAGGAACUGAAACGAGACGCUCAUCCCGAACAAGAGUCAUGGCAACCUUCAACUUCGGCCCCCGAAUCCAGCACAAACUCAUCGAAUCACCACUACUUACUUGCCGACGCUCUCACAAACAGCACCAGCUUCUCUUUCGUUUCAAUGCCGUUAAGACCUAAGAACGACACAGCAGAAUCCACGUCCCAACGCGUUCAAACCCCUCAGCUCCCGGAAGACAGCCAACUCCCCAACCUCCACGCCCUCAAAAUCUCCCUAACCCAAAUCCGCAACCACCUCUCCACCCUCGAAUCCGCCAUCUCAGUAAACAUCUCCGCCCAACUCCCUACCCUAGCCAGAUCCACUGACCCUCAACCUGCAGUUGCAGAUGAUUUCUCGUUACCGAGUUUUAAGGUGGAGAAGAAGAACCCGCAGAGUGCGGGUGCUGUGUUGGGGACCGUGAAGGUUGCUUGUACUGUUGAGAGGGGGUUGGAGGCGCUGGUUGGGGCGUUGGAGCUUGUUUCUGAGAAAGAAGCGGGUGGAGAGGUAAAUAGAGAGGGGGAGGAGAGGUUGAAAGAGGAAGGGGAGAAAGGAUUGAUGAGGGCGUGUUUGGCGAAGCCUGAGGAAGUGGCGCUGGAGAUGCAGAGGGCUAUUGUGGGGAUGAGGAGGGUGUUGAAGGCGAACGGUCGGAAGGGUAAAUGAAUUUCAGAGGUGAAAGGUGUUGGCAUUUAGAGUGGUAAUCU